UCGCAUCUCCUCUCACAACCAUCCACCACGUCGCAAUGUCCAACAACAACCAAGGUCCACUUGAGCCGUCGCGCGUGGCGCCAGACGUCCACCCGGCCAAUGACGGCAUCAUCGAGGAUGCCCAGCAGGGCGACACGUUCCCCGGUGGCGGCAGCGCCGUGACUGAGCAGGCGGGCAAGGUGCCGUUCAAGGACCAGGUCAAGGGCUUCGCCAAGGUGUUUGCCGGCGAGACGUUCAACAACCCCGCCGAGGUCGAGUACGGCAAGCAGCGGCUCGAGGGCAAGGAGCCCGACGCACGCCUCCUCGACUCGGAGUACGCCGACGAGUUCAAGCAGAAGGUCGAGAAGGAGAAGGCCGGCGAGCCCAAGGUGCCGUUCACGCAGCAGGUCAAGGGCUGGGCCAACAUCAUCGCCGGCGAGGUCGAGCACAACCCCGCAAAGGUGCAGUACGGCGAGGCCAAGCUCGAGGCCAAGCAGCCCGAGGUGGGCGUUCUGAAUGCGCGUGCCGAGGCCGCGCGCGAGGCCGAGGCCCGCGGCGAGAAGCCCAACGUCGGGUUCGUCGAGGAGGCAAAGGGCUACGCUAAGAAGAUUGCCGGCGAGACGUUUGACGACGACGCCGAGGUCGCUUAUGGCGAGGCCAAGAUCCGCGGCGAGGCGUAGAGCAGAGUCCCUGGAUAGACGAAGAGAGAGAGCGGGAGAAAGUCAUGUAUGCCUGGCU
Messenger RNA from Vanrija pseudolonga, 717 nucleotides. RefSeq lists its product as uncharacterized. Bases 36 to 659 code for a protein of 207 amino acids. NCBI's taxonomy places the organism in Eukaryota, Fungi, Basidiomycota, Tremellomycetes, Trichosporonales, Trichosporonaceae. The record is from RefSeq and is a predicted model, not a curated record. The transcript is spliced from 6 exons.